Molecule: messenger RNA, 799 nt
Organism: Platichthys flesus (European flounder)
Lineage: Eukaryota; Metazoa; Chordata; Actinopteri; Pleuronectiformes; Pleuronectidae
Gene: gtf2a2
Product: general transcription factor IIA, 2
Exons: 4
Coding region: 135-470 (111 amino acids)
Biological process (GO): RNA polymerase II preinitiation complex assembly; transcription initiation at RNA polymerase II promoter
Cellular component (GO): transcription factor TFIIA complex
Molecular function (GO): RNA polymerase II general transcription initiation factor activity; TBP-class protein binding
Source: RefSeq, a predicted model, not a curated record
GUUUGUUUCCUGCGCUUUCGGCUGAUCGUAGUGGAGGGAAGCAGCUAGCGUGUUAGCCGGACUAGCUCUGAUCGCUCUGCGUGUGUUUGUAGGAUAGUUCUCUGUAGUUGUUUGAGACCUCGGCUGUUCCCGUCAUGGCGUACCAGCUGUACCGGAACACCACGCUGGGAAACAGCCUGCAGGAGAGUCUGGACGAGCUCAUCCAGACGCAGCAGAUCACCCCCCAGCUGGCUCUUCAGGUCCUCCUCCAGUUUGACAAAGCCAUCAACACGGCGCUCGCCAGCAGAGUCCGCAACCGGGUCAACUUCAGGGGCUCCCUGAACACCUACAGGUUCUGUGACAACGUGUGGACAUUCGUUCUGAAUGACGUGGAGUUCAGAGAGGUCACCGACCUGGUGAAGGUCGACAAGGUCAAGAUCGUUGCCUGUGACGGAAAGAGUGAGUCGACCCAGAACAAGAAUGAUAAAUAAACUGUGGCUCGGCUGCUGCUGAGUGACGACUCAUCAUGUGUCGGCUGGAGCCACAGACGGACCUGGACUGUACAUAUAAUUUAUUACAGCAGAGUCAGAGCGGAGUGUGUGUGUGAGAGUGUGUGUGUGUGUGUGUGUGAGUGAGUGAGUGUGUGUGUGUGUGAGUUUGUAAGUGUCCGUGUGAGAGUGUGUGUUUGUGUGUCCGCGUGAGAUUGUGUUUGUGUCAGAGUGGACCAGUCACUGUUUGUUUUUAUUUUCAGUUUACAGGAGUUUGAUCAGUUGCUGUUAUAAUUGAGCUCAAUCAUCUUUAAUAAAAACUUUAUUUAAAA